AUGGACGGACUGUGCGGCGGUUUUGGGGAUGGAGGCCCUGGGGCUGGAACGCCUCCAUCUGUUGAGAAGACUGGCCCGCGGCACAGGCCCCUAUUCGCAAACCUCCUCAGCAUUCCAAGGGAAAUCCGCCACGAUCUGUAUCAGAGACUUCUAGUGGCACGACAGCCUCUUUUCCUGUUUCUAGACAACAGAGACCCUCGAUCGGUGGAAAUGUUCGCGCCCGGGAAGCCGUUCCAGGCUCUAGCAAUUAUCUGCACCAAUCGCCAGAUACACGCGGAGGCUGCUGCUGUGCUGUAUGGUCUCAAUCAUUUCAUCUUCCUGGACAAUGCGCGACACCAAGUCGAGCUCAUUCGAUCAUUUCUAGGCUUAAUCGGCCGUCGAAAUGCUGGGCUACUAGGUUAUCUGAGUAUAAACUUCCCGGUCGUGGAGGUCGCCGGAGAUCUAGAAGGAAAUUUUGUGCUAAGGGAGGAUAGUUUGGCCACAUUGAUGCUCCUGAAAGAUAGGUGCACCCAACUCAAGCAGUUAGAAACACAUGUGCAUCACGACACUAGUGCCGAGACUUUCAGGUCGGGUUGCUCUGGUGCGCACCACAUUCGGAGGGCAUUAUCACAAAUUGACUCUCAACUCAAACAACUCUCUUCGCUGAGUGAGGUCAUCGUCACCUUUUACACAGAACCUCCAAGCCUUCUGAUGGAGGAAUUGAUGCGCGAGUUUGGUUGGACAGUUCGACUCGGCCGAUAG
This is a messenger RNA of Neoarthrinium moseri, 741 nucleotides long. RefSeq lists its product as uncharacterized. Lineage: Eukaryota; Fungi; Ascomycota; Sordariomycetes; Amphisphaeriales; Apiosporaceae. The record is from RefSeq and is a predicted model, not a curated record. Bases 1 to 741 code for a protein of 246 amino acids. The transcript has a single exon.